Messenger RNA from Dichomitus squalens LYAD-421 SS1, 993 nucleotides. RefSeq names its product triose phosphate isomerase. Gene Ontology annotation, molecular function: triose-phosphate isomerase activity. Gene Ontology annotation, cellular component: cytosol. NCBI's taxonomy places the organism in Eukaryota, Fungi, Basidiomycota, Agaricomycetes, Polyporales, Polyporaceae. Gene Ontology annotation, biological process: gluconeogenesis; glyceraldehyde-3-phosphate biosynthetic process; glycolytic process. The coding region runs from base 51 to 806 and encodes 251 amino acids. The transcript has 6 exons. The record is from RefSeq and is a predicted model, not a curated record.
CUCUCCGUCCUCCCUCCACCCUCGCACAUCCACUAGAUAGGCAAAGCAAGAUGGGUCGCAAUUUCUUCGUCGGAGGUAACUUCAAGUUGAACCCGACCACUCGGGCGGCGAAGCAGGCGCUCGUCAAGACUCUCAACGAGGCCACCGUCGACCCCAGCGUUGAGGUCGUCAUCGCGCCUCCUGCACUCUACGUGAUUCCCCUAAGGGCCAGCCUCCGCGCGGACUUCAAAGUCGCCGCGCAGAACUGCUACGAGAAGUCGUCUGGUGCAUUCACCGGCGAGAUCAGCCCCGAGCAGCUUGUCGACGCGGAAAUCUCUCACGUCAUUCUCGGCCACUCCGAACGCCGCACACUUUUCCAUGAGACGUCCGAGCAGGUAGCCGCUAAGACGCGCGCAGCGAUCUCGGCCGGGCUCUCCGUUAUUCUCUGCGUAGGAGAGACGGACAAGGAACGCGAGGCAGGCCAGACGAAGCAGGUCGUCGAGUCGCAGCUCCAGCCUGUUAUCCAGGUUCUCAACGAGGCUGACUGGAGCAAGGUCGUGAUCGCGUACGAGCCCGUCUGGGCGAUCGGCACGGGCAAGGUCGCGACGUCUGCGCAGGCGCAGGAGGCGCACGCGGACAUCCGCGCCUUCCUCUCCAGCCAGGUGUCCCCCUCUGUUGCGGAGAACACCCGCAUCAUCUAUGGUGGCUCUGUCAAUGCUGGCAACUGCAAGGAACUCGCUGCGCAGAAGGAUGUCGACGGUUUCCUCGUCGGCGGCGCGUCGCUUAAGCCCGAGUUCAUCGAUAUCAUCAACGCGAAGAAGGCAUGAGCAUCAUAUCCGGUCUCGGAACAAGCCGAGUGAAUACGAAUGUACUCCUAGCCAAUAUAGACAGGAAGGUUUGUAAGACGUGCAGAAACUAAAAUAAAUGUACUCUUUCCACCCACUGCCAAAGAUGUACGAGACCUAGUGCAAAAUCAUAUGACCGCUACUGUGGAGGCAUCCAUUUGGAGACACU